Benincasa hispida (wax gourd) is the source of this 345-nucleotide messenger RNA. Its product is annotated as antifungal protein ginkbilobin-like protein. Gene Ontology annotation, cellular component: plasmodesma. The record is from RefSeq and is a predicted model, not a curated record. Lineage: Eukaryota; Viridiplantae; Streptophyta; Magnoliopsida; Cucurbitales; Cucurbitaceae.
AUGGUGGUGAGCGUUCCGAACACCGGAGUGAGGUCAGUUUUGUGCAACUCCGGAACUUUCACAGGGGGCGAUCCUUUCGCAGUGAGUCUGGAUUACGUUCUCAAAGAAUUGGAGAGUUCAACUCCCACUAUAAAGAAAUAUGAUUUCUACAACAUAUCUCCUUAUCCUAAUUCCUUCGCUUAUGGUCAUGCUUCCUGCAACCAGAAUCUCACAACCUCAGACUGCACCGCUUGUCUUGGGGCUGCUAAGACCAACAUGUUGGGAACUUGUCAAAUGAGUAUUGGUGGCCGUGCGGUGCUCCAUGACUGUAUGAUUAGGUACGAGCAAUACCCAUUUGAUGAUUAG